Punica granatum (pomegranate) is the source of this 3167-nucleotide messenger RNA. The record is from RefSeq and is a predicted model, not a curated record. Lineage: Eukaryota; Viridiplantae; Streptophyta; Magnoliopsida; Myrtales; Lythraceae.
AUUACCUUUCCGCCUCUCUCUCCCUCUCUCUCUCGCGCUCUCUUCACUCUCUGUUCUCUCCACCGAGCUCGCCGGCUGUCCGAUCUCCGGUCAUCUGCUUCACGAAUCUCCGGCGAGAAACCACUAGCCGAUCGCCGACCAGGGUUGGGCUGCUUCAUAUUGGUAAGAUGUCGGGGGCCGCAGCUACCCCUUUGACGAAGAUACGGAGGGCCUUUUCAUCUACACCAGGGGGGCAAAAGGCUUGUGAGGAGAAGAUUCGGGUCACAGUCAGAAUAAGGCCCUUGAGCAGGAGGGAACAAGCAUUGUACGACCUCAUUGCCUGGGAAAGCGUGGAUUUCAACACCAUCAUCUACAAGAACCCAAAUCAAGAACGGAGUGCUGCGACAUAUGUCUUUGAUCGAGUUUUUGACACUUCAUGCUCAACUCAAAGGGUUUAUGAAGAAGGGGCAAAGGAUGUUGCUCUCUCUGCUCUGAAAGGAAUUAAUUCAACAAUAUUUGCGUAUGGGCAAACAAGCAGCGGAAAAACCUACACCAUGCGAGGCAUCACAGAGAACGCUGUGAAGGACAUCUAUAAACAUAUUGAGGAGAACCCAGACAAGCAGUUUGUUUUGAAAAUGUCGGCAUUAGAGAUAUACAAUGAGAAUGUCCACGACCUUCUGAAUCUCGAGUCUGGUUCCUUGCGGCUUUUGGAUGAUCCUGAGAAAGGUACAAUAGUCGAUAAACUAAUUGAAGAAAUUGUCAAGGACAGUCAACAUUUGCAGCAGCUAAUCAGUAUUUGUGAAGCUCAAAGACAAGUGGGAGAAACUGCUUUAAAUGACAAAAGUUCGAGAUCACAUCAGAUAAUUAGGCUGACCAUUCAAAGUAGUCUCCGGGAAAAUUCUGGGCGCAUGAAGUCUUUCAUCGCCAGUUUGAAUCUCGUUGACCUUGCUGGAAGUGAGCGUGCCAGCCAAACGAAUGCAGGCGGAAUAAGAUUGAAGGAAGGCAGUCAUAUCAACCGCAGUUUGCUGACCCUUAUGAAUGUGAUAAGAAAGCUCAGUGUGGAGAAGAGGAGUGCACACAUCCCAUAUAGAGAUUCGAAGCUCACACGCAUAUUGCAGCAUUCACUAGGUGGAAAUGCUCGGACGGCUAUCAUAUGUACCGUCAGUCCAGCUCUAAGUCACGUUGAGCAGACAAAGAACACGCUCUCGUUUGCAACUAGCGCCAGGGAGGUUACAAACAGAGCUCAAGUAAACAUGGUUGAACCCGAGAAGAGACUAGUGAAGCACUUACAAAAGGAAGUGGCCAGACUGGAAGCAGAGCUCCAAUGCCCAGAUGUUUCCUCCACUUCAGAUCUCAGGGAUCUACUAAGAGAGAAGGACGUGAAAAUUGAGGAGAUGGAGAAGGAGAUGAAAGAGCUAAAGCGACAGAGGGACCUCGCACAGUCCCAACUGGAAUCAGAAAGAAAAGCACGCAAGGAACUGAAGGGCCUAGACCAGGAGGGGCCCUCAGAUCAUGUCGUAAGGCGUCUUGCCUUUGAGGGGGAACCUGCUUUGUCUGUUAGAUCUACUCCUGCGAAUAGUAGACUGCGAAGCACAGCAGCAAGGAAGGCAAUACUGAGGCAAUCAAUCACUUCCACUGACCCUUCCUUGCUUGUGUCUGAAAUAAGGAAGCUUGACGAGCGUCAGAGGCAGAUCGAAGAAGAGGCCACCCGAGUUCUCGAGAUUCUUCACAAGGAGGUCGCCUCCCACAGAAUAGGCAGUCAAGAGGCUGCAGAAAAUAUAGCCAAGCUGCUAUCAGAGAUAAAGGACAUGAAAGUUGCUGGUUCCUUCCAAGAAGUCGUCACUGCCGACAAGGCGAAUUUACAGGAAGAGAUCAUUCGGCUCAAUUCUCAUGAGAAUGGUAUCAUGUCAUUGGAGCGGAAGCUGGAGAAUGUUCAGGAAUCAAUAGACAAGCUCGUCUCGGCUUUCCAGAUGACUGCAGAGGAAUCCUCGGAGAGCAGGAGUCUAAAAAAGAAGAAGGGAUUUCCAAUUAGCUUGAGCAACAGCCCAAACAUGCAUAACAUUAUCCGAGCACCAUGUUCACCUUUGUCUUCUUCCAGAAGGGCAAUGGAACAUCAGACAGAGAACAUGGACCCCAAUAAUAACAUGUUCGUUUCUUACAAAGAGAGUCCAUCGAGGAGUCACGGAACUGCAACCCCAAAGCAGUCAAGAUCAAUUAAUGUGAAGAAGAUGGAAAGGAUGUUCAGGAAUGCGGCCGAGGAGAACAUUCGUAGCAUCAAAGCUUAUGUAACUGAGCUGAAGGAGCGCGUCGCAAAGCUACAAUACCAGAAGCAGCUUUUGGUUUGUCAGGUUCUGGAGUUGGAGAAAAAUGAGUCGGCACUUGACGAGGCAGACAUGACUGACCAGUCCCCCAUGCCAUGGCCAUUGCUAUUCGAGGAUCAGAGGAAACAAAUUAUCAUGUUAUGGCAUUUAUGCCAUGUCCCUCUCAUUCAUCGGACACAGUUUUACCUGUUGUUCCAAGGGGAUCCCUCUGAUCAAAUAUACAUGGAGGUCGAGCUCCGCAGACUCACUUGGUUGGAGCAACACUUCGCGGAGUUGGGGAAUGCGAGCCCAGCGCUCUUGGGAGAUGACCCUGCUGGGUCUGUUUCAUCAUGCAUAAGGGCACUUAAACAGGAGAGGGAGUACCUUGCCAAGAGGGUAAGUUCAAAGCUAACAGCCGAGGAGAGGGAGAGGCUGUAUGAGAAAUGGGAGAUUCCACCAGUUGGAAAGCAGAGGCGGCUGCAGCUGGUGAACAAGCUGUGGACGGACCCGCUCAACAUGGAAAACGUGCAAGAGAGCGCCGAGGUCGUGGCAAAGCUGGUUGGCUUCUGUGAGUCGGGUGAGCAAGUCAGCAAGGAGAUGUUCCAGCUCAACUUUGUGUCCCCAAACGACAAGAAGCCGUGGACAGGCUGGAACUUGAUAUCGAACCUCUUGCAUCUGUAAAUAACUUAGGACACAAGGUUCCAAAGGGAUAUCAGCCGUCCAGAGGCGAAUACAGAAUCUUGAUCUAGUUGUUUACUUGAAACCUUUUGGGCUCUGCAAUAGAUGUUUCCCAGUCCAUUUACUAAUCGAACCCGGGGAGCUGAUAGUUAAUCCGUAUAACUGUAUAACUGAUGCCGAAGAAAAAGAAAUGUGUGAAUCUAAGCAGGC